Molecule: messenger RNA, 1854 nt
Organism: Adelges cooleyi (spruce gall adelgid)
Lineage: Eukaryota; Metazoa; Arthropoda; Insecta; Hemiptera; Adelgidae
Exons: 9
Coding region: 227-1633 (468 amino acids)
Cellular component (GO): cytoplasm
Source: RefSeq, a predicted model, not a curated record
AAAAUAUACUGAUGAUAACUGUAGCCUUUUCCACUCUAUGUUGCUCAUGAGAUCGGUUAAAGAACUAAGAAUUUAAUAUUGUUUAAUUGUAAAGAUUAUGUUUGUAAAAUGUACACUGUACAGUUUCGGUACUUGUCUAUGAUUUUUGUUUAUUCAUACAUAGUCAUUAUUUGAACACUGACAUAUACGUUUAUUUGUUAUACUUUGCUCAACAAAUUGCUUCACCAUGAAUGAUUGUUUUCAAAAUGGAGUUAUAGAUUUAGAUCUUUUAUCAGAAACUAACGGAUUUCGAUUUAGUCAGUACAGUGGACCAGUUGACUGGGAAAAUAUAGAAAAAAUUAAAGUCAAUGAUAUAGUUGAGAAAUCUGAUAUUAAUGGUUUAUUAGUACUGUUGAAUAGUAUUCUAAACUAUGAUGUUGAAAAACUUAGCCCAUCAAAAAAGAUAUUUCGUUUGUCUCAGCUAAUUAUUGACUAUUUGCUAUAUUUUUCAAAAAGUUUGUCAUCAAAAGUGAAUGUUAACAAUACACCGAACAUUCAGUGUGAAUUAUGUGGUAAACAGUUUUCGAAUACUAGAUACUUGCAUUCCCAUCAAAUUCGACGUCAUAAAUUAGAUUCAUGUUCCAAUUCUUGUACAAAUUCAUUCAAUGAGGACAUAGGAAGUUUAAAAUCAGAACUUAUUGAAUUGAAAUCAAAAUUAAAUACUCGAUUAGAAGUUCAAAACCAAUCACAGACCUCUGCAGAGAAUAUAAUGACACAACCUAAUUUUGACUGUGGGGAUAUCCAUAAAAACAAGUUGCUGUAUCAUCUGAUAUCACAGCCAGGUGAUAAUCCUAUGCAAACACAAGAAAUGUAUUGGAUACAAAAGUACAAAUGUUUAGAAGAAAAGUACAAUAAACUACAACAUGAUUGUAAUAAUUAUCAAAUGCUUAGAAAAAGUCCUUGUGUUCAGGAUAGUUAUCAACAGUGCAAUUUGUACGGAACGGAAAAUUGUUCUAAAUACAUCCAAACCGAUUCUGUACUUCUUAAUAGUAAUACAAAAAGUGUUCCUGAAAAAUUGUCUCAAUUGAAUAAUGAAUAUUUACUAGAUAGUCCCAAUAGAAGAGUUAAUAACUUGACACAAGAUCUAGUACAGGGUGAAGAUAAGCCAGGCUUAGAUAAUCAUCUGUGGAAUGACGAAGAACGAUUGGAUAGAGACUUUUACGAGUUGAAGAAAUUAAGAUUAGAAGCUUGUAUGAAUCGUGUCAGUUAUGAUACUAGUCCUGACUGUUCGGUGUCUUUGCUUCCAGCAGAUAGAAUAACAUUUAUUUUAGUACUUGGAAAAUCAAUAGUAAAUGAGUUGUUUAAAAAUAAUGGUGUAUUGGAUUUAAUUAAAUGCGAUGUCAAAGAUAUAGUUACUAAAAGACUGGAAGAUUAUUUUUCAUAUAAUGAUAAUGCUUUAACUGAAGAAAAAGACAUUGUUAACAAUUCGAGUUUGAUUGAAAAAGAUUCCAUUAAUGAAAUAACAACUGCCAAUGAUGAGGUUGCAGAAAAAAAACAGCACAAAGAUAAUGUUACUGUUCUUUCAAAACUAAAAAAAGCUUUGCGGUUUAAAAAAUCGUUGUCUUCUGAUGUGAAUAGUAAGAAAUUGGAAUAAAAUAAAAUAAAAAAUAAAUAGUACCUGUAUAACUUGGAAUUGAACGACACUAUAUCAAAAGUAUUUGUUGACGUUUUAAAAGUAUUGUCCAAACUUACAACUAUUGUUUUGACUAUUCACGUUAAAAUUCUACUUUGGGAAUCACGUUACCAAGAGACCUGAUCUUAUUAUUCUUGAUGGAUAUUUGCAAUAUUUCUUCCAUAACACAAAUAAUAAUUAUA